UUUUACACUGCCAAUACAACAUAUCAUGUUUCCCCCCCCCAUUAACACUCCCCACAUCCCUCCGGUGGCCCGGCAUCUCCCGCACCACCUCGACUCCCAUGGUAAGUUCCUGGAAGUGUGCUAGAAACCUAUACCCCCUCGGUAGCGCGGCAAGCCGAGCCCUCAUCGGCGAUGAGGGUGGCCCGGUAGCACCGUGACAGCGUGCGCGGACGCCCAAAGGUCGUUUUGGGAAAUGAGGUGAGUAUGUAUGUACUGCACCUUACAUUUUCCUAAUAAGGAAGAAUCAAGAGAGACCCGUGGGCCCCUUGGUGUGCAGUGUCCACCCUUUAUCCAAGUAUCAAGCAUCCUAGCUAUCCAGACUGGGACUUUGGAUAUCUGCGUCUAACCCUAUGUCUUGCUUGGUCUUUGGGAUUGCUGCAUCUUGCUCCAACGGCGCUGGCCAUUACCCUAAAACGGGCUUGUCCGGCUAUAUUCCUGCAUUUGAAGCAAGAGCUGAUCACCAGCUGAAAGCGUUCGAGACUUGUAGACCACAUACUAGAAUACCCAUGAAUGGCGUACCCUAGCUACCUACGUUCUGAUCCUUCAACAAAGAGACUCGAAAAAUUCCUUGCACGCAAACCCCCUGCACAUAGCAAUGACUUCUUUGAGUGACUUCGAUUCAUGCAGAGCCGGAUAUCUCCGUGGCCCACUCCAUCCUCCAGCUCCCAGCUCUGGCAACCCGCCAACUGGUAAGAGUAUAUCGCCCCGUUGCCAAUAGAUUGCAGCUAGAAUAGUUCGAUCAAAAAGAGCCCAUUUCGUAGCAACCAGGGUAAAAAAUCUUCUGCCGUGAGCGCAAGGUCUA
Blastomyces gilchristii SLH14081 is the source of this 841-nucleotide messenger RNA. RefSeq lists its product as uncharacterized. The transcript is spliced from 2 exons. Bases 390 to 563 code for a protein of 57 amino acids. NCBI's taxonomy places the organism in Eukaryota, Fungi, Ascomycota, Eurotiomycetes, Onygenales, Ajellomycetaceae. The record is from RefSeq and is a predicted model, not a curated record.